Messenger RNA from Aspergillus ruber CBS 135680, 609 nucleotides. Its product is annotated as xanthine phosphoribosyltransferase. Gene Ontology annotation, cellular component: cytoplasm. Gene Ontology annotation, biological process: GMP salvage; XMP salvage; hypoxanthine metabolic process. The transcript is spliced from 5 exons. Gene Ontology annotation, molecular function: hypoxanthine phosphoribosyltransferase activity. Bases 1 to 609 code for a protein of 202 amino acids. The record is from RefSeq and is a predicted model, not a curated record. NCBI's taxonomy places the organism in Eukaryota, Fungi, Ascomycota, Eurotiomycetes, Eurotiales, Aspergillaceae.
AUGCCGCAAAAAGUCUAUGUCACAUAUAACCAGGUGCACAAGCUCUGUCAGACCUCUGCCGAAAAGAUCCUCGAUGUCUUCCGCCCUCAGCUUAUGAUCGCUAUUGGCGGUGGUGGUUAUGUCCCUGCCCGCAUUCUCCGCUCCUUCCUGAAACGCCCCGGCGAGCCCAACAUUCCCAUCCAGGCCAUCGGUCUGUCGCUUUACGAAGACUUGGGUCGCGGCGACCCCGAAGAGGUUCCCGGUACCAAGGUCACACGCACACAAUGGUUGGACCUCAGCUCGUUGGAGAUGAACAACCUGAUCGGAAAGGACAUCCUUAUCGUAGACGAGGUUGAUGACACCCGGACGACGCUGGAAUACGCUGUUAGGGAACUCCAGAAGGACGUUGAGACGGCGCAGAAGCAGUUGGGCCGUGAGAGCGAGAAGACCAACUUCUUUGUCUUUGUACUUCACAACAAGAACAAGGCCAAGAAGGGCCAGCUGCCUGAAGACAUGGUGGAGAAAUACUACCACGCAUCUCUGACUACCGACGAUGUGUGGAUUUGCUAUCCAUGGGAAGCUAAGGACAUUGACGAACACGACCGCUUGUCCAAGGAGAACCCCCUUUAA